AUUUCCAUGCUGGCCAUUAUUCCAAUUCUUCUCCACGCUUGGGAGAAAAAGAAGAAAUAAAUAAAUAAAUAAAUGAUUCUUUUCCCUUUCCUCGUUUUGUCAUUCUUCUGAUGACUACAGUAGCUAUAUGUGAAUAAAGUCACCCUUUGACCCUAUUCCUGAAGCAACUGAGAUAACUAUAUGCAGUGAACAGGAACUGAGUUCUGGAUUAUUGCCAAAUCAGUGAGCUUGUCCUCGAAGUUGAUUCCUUUCCCCUAUGGAUCGACUUAGUGAGCUGCCUGAACUGAUACUGGUUCACAUCCUCUCAUUCGUGAACAUGAGAGAUGUUGUCAGAACAGCCAUUCUCUCCAAACGAUGGCGACACCUGUGGUCAAUUGUCCCAAAUCUUGAUUUUAGUUAUGAUGAUUUCUAUCCCUAUCAGAAUUAUGUGGACUUUGUGAAUCGGACCUUGCUUUCUCGUGGCACUUCUAAGAUCAGAAGACUUAAAAUUGGUCUCUUUUUAAAUGCCAGUUAUCCUAAAGAUUAUGAGGGAUGGAUUCUGUAUGCUGUAAAGAGUAAUAUAGAAGAGCUCUUCUUAGAAUUUAAUCAAGACUGUUGCUACUGGUGCCCACCUCGGUGUGUGUAUCGCAAUUCUUCAUUCAAGACAUUGAAUUUGUGGAGUUGCAAGUUUAUACGUGAUGUGCAAAUAAGUUGGAACUUGUUGGCAAAGUUAACCCUCCGGUUCUCGGUGUUGGGGGAUCAAGAUGUUCAUAAGAUUAUGGUGGGUGCUCCAAAACUGGAAUUCCUUGAGUUGGAUUCUUGCUGUGGCUAUGAUGAUCUGAAUAUUGAUUCUUCUUCUUUAAGAACACUGAUUGUACGUGAGUCUGAGUCAGUUGAGUUUGAAUAUGGUCCCAUCAUGAAAAUUUCAGCCCCCAAUGUUCAGACCCUGCGCCUAUCAGGAUCUCUUUAUAGGAAGUGUAUUUUGAUGAAUGUGCAGUCCGUUGUUAAUGCCACCCUCAAUCUUCGUCCACACACUGGUUUUAAUGGUGAAAAGAAGAACUUAAAAGGGCAGCAGGAUAACCUAAUGGAGCUAGUUAGGAGCCUUAAACAUGUUGAGAACUUAACUUUGGGUGCUUGGUGCGUUGAGGUUCUAGCGCUAAGGGAGAAGAAACGCAUUCCUUCUCAGAUUUCAACUCACAAAUGUGUCACAUUAAGUAUACAUAUGAAGGAAGAUGAUCUUUUUGGAACAGUUAACCUGCUUAAAGGUUCACCAGCUCUGCAGAUGCUAAUAAUAGACAUGCAAUAUGUACCCUAUGAAGAGCCAAAAGGCGCGGGGCUAGCAGAUUCAAAAAAUUUCUACAAUUCUAAUGGCGCAAACUACUUAGCGUCACAAGCGAAGCACGUUAAAUGUUUGCUGCACCAUUUGAAGACAGUCAAGAUUACCCAGUUUGUGGCAAAAACCUCCGUGUUUCCAUUUCUGGAGUUCAUUUUGAAGAACGGGAAGGUACUAGAGAAUGUUGUAAUCAUAGCGAAAAGGGUAGAUACAAAUUCACCAGACUACUUGCUAAAAGUUGCCCAAAUAUUACUAAGUCUGCCUAGGGCUUCUUCCCGAGCAGUUGUUACGCUCCUCAACUGAUGACAUCAAGUCAUUUUGUAAUUUCAAUAACUCAUCAGCUUGUUCCGAAGCUGCAUGGAUUAUGUUUGAUUUUUGUGGGGUGUCAGACAUCUUGAAUAGUUCAAACACGUUUUUUCUAAAAUGAACUAAUGCAUUUUGUGAAGGUAAAUGUCUCUUGUUGUUGUAAUAUUGCUCAGUGGCGGAGCCACAUGCACCCAAGGGAAGCGACACCCCUUUGUCGGAAAAUUAUAGUGUAGCUGGGUAAUUUCUUUUAAGAUAUGUAUAUAUACUAUAUAUAUUGAUACCCCUUGACUUGUUGGUGAGUUUAUUUCUGUAUGUUUUGACUCCCCUUAAUGAAAAUCUUGGCUCCGCCACCGAUAUUGCUA
This is a messenger RNA of Nicotiana attenuata, 1980 nucleotides long. Its product is annotated as putative F-box protein At1g49610. Gene Ontology annotation, molecular function: protein binding. The transcript has 4 exons. The coding region runs from base 257 to 1615 and encodes 452 amino acids. The record is from RefSeq and is a predicted model, not a curated record. NCBI's taxonomy places the organism in Eukaryota, Viridiplantae, Streptophyta, Magnoliopsida, Solanales, Solanaceae.